AUGUCUGAACCCCCUCAGAUUCGUCGUAUUGUGACCUCCCACAAUUCAGGAGGACAAGGUACCAUUCAAAUCGACGCCGCCUUGCAAUGGGCAGAUAUCCCUAUUGUUCAAGGGGGACGAGGCGCACCUGUCUGGCGUACAUUGGAUUCUCUUCCCACAAAGGACAACAAUUCUUCUGAAGAUGGGAUGCAGCGGUCUCUCGAUCCUUCCAUCAAUCUCGGAAUCGUGCCUUCGAAUGGGUCCAGCUGCGCGGCAACCGAGUUACCACCUGGUGCUGUUACACCUAUGCAUCGGACCUCAUCUUUGGACUACAACAUCCUCGUUCAUGGACAAAUUGUACUACUCAUGGAGGAUGGCACUGAGAAAUUGCUCGAUACACCGGGAGACACGGUCGUUAUGAAGGGCGUCAUGCAUGCAUGGAAGAAUCCUUCCAACACUUCUUGGGCACGUUGGGUGACUGUCUUGUUGUCUGCAGAACCCGUCUUGGUGAACGGGAACGUUUUGGCACCUGAGUCGGUUUAG
This is a messenger RNA of Desarmillaria tabescens, 522 nucleotides long. RefSeq lists its product as uncharacterized. The record is from RefSeq and is a predicted model, not a curated record. The transcript is spliced from 6 exons. Lineage: Eukaryota; Fungi; Basidiomycota; Agaricomycetes; Agaricales; Physalacriaceae. Bases 1 to 522 code for a protein of 173 amino acids.